AUGGACACUAUUGACCAGUUAAAGUCGUCGUCCCCUUCAUCGGAGGAUCAGAUGGACAUGAUGACUAUGAUGAUGAUGCACCUCCCUGAAUAUUCUGCAUCUUACGGUGACGACGCCGUGGAGGGAUUUCCACCGCCGGAGGAGUUACAUGGCGCUUCUAACAACAUACGCAGAUCUAUGCCACUAACAGAUUUAAUUGGUAACCCUCCUAUGCCUUGGUCAUCGACGUCAUUCACACAGUUACCAUCAACAACAAUCUCUUUCGGUAAUAACCCUACACCGAUCCUUCAAGAACAAGAACAAACCUUUUUGUCAAACCCUCAAGCUACGUAUACGGCUCCCUCAGAGAAGCGGAACUCGAUGGCGGCGAUGAGGGAGAUGAUAUUCAGGAUAGCGGCGAUGCAACCAAUACACAUAGACCCUGAAUCAGUGAAGCCACCAAAGAGAAGGAACGUGAAGAUUUCAAAGGAUCCUCAGAGUGUGGCUGCUCGGCACCGUAGAGAAAGGAUAAGCGAGAGAAUAAGGAUACUGCAGAGAUUGGUGCCAGGAGGAACUAAGAUGGACACUGCUUCCAUGUUAGAUGAAGCCAUUCACUAUGUCAAGUUUCUCAAGACACAGGUUCAGUCACUUGAACGUGCUUCAGUUAACAAUACUAGGCCAGGGAUAGGGUUCCCUGUUGCAAUGUCUAGUCGGAGUACUCCUGUCACUGUCACACCUCAUCUUCCUCUUCCUAAACCUUACCAAGCUCGAAAUGUUGAGUAUUAUGGAGACGCAUGA
Gastrolobium bilobum is the source of this 777-nucleotide messenger RNA. RefSeq names its product transcription factor HEC2-like. Gene Ontology annotation, molecular function: DNA-binding transcription factor activity; protein dimerization activity. The coding region runs from base 1 to 777 and encodes 258 amino acids. Lineage: Eukaryota; Viridiplantae; Streptophyta; Magnoliopsida; Fabales; Fabaceae. The record is from RefSeq and is a predicted model, not a curated record. The transcript has a single exon. Gene Ontology annotation, biological process: regulation of DNA-templated transcription.